Rotaria socialis is the source of this 876-nucleotide messenger RNA. The record is from the annotation of a GenBank genome assembly. Lineage: Eukaryota; Metazoa; Rotifera; Eurotatoria; Philodinida; Philodinidae.
AUGCCAACAGAAUCUUCAACUAUCUUCCCAACAAUUCCAAAAGAAUGUUUAACAUUCACGGCAACAAUACCAACGGGAACCAUUACUAUCUCGGAAUUUUCACCAACAGCUACAAUAACAGUUCCAACAGGAUCUACAUUCACCUUAACAACGCCGAAGACGUUCUCAACAUUUACGAUGACAUUACCGACAAUGACCAUCACUUUUACCAUGACAACACCGACAACGUUCUCAACCUUUACUGUUACAUUGCCGACAACAUUUACAACUUUUACUGUAACAACACCCACUAGACCUUUUAUUACUUUUACCACACCCACAAUGCCGCCCACUUUUACUAUGACAACACCAAUAUCACCAUCCACUUUUACUUUUACAACACCAGUAACACCAUCCACUUUUACUAUGACAACACCAACAACACCGUCCACUUUUACCGUGACAAUCCCCCUAAUUUCCUCAACUGCUACCAUAACGAUUCCAAUCGGAUCCACACCAACAAUAUCAAUAGACUGCCCAACCAUCACGCUAACAAUGCCACCAGUAUCAACAACUGCAAAUGUGACAACACCGAUCGUUUCAUCCACAGGUACAAGAACAAUGCCAACAUCAUCAUUAUCAGUUACCACAACGACAGAACCUACAGUGUUCUCCAAGACUACUUCAACCAUGCCUACAAGAUCUUCAACGACCACCAUUAUAAUACAAACAACGAUUUCGAAUUCCACCAUUAUAAUAGAAACAACCAUCGCAACUGCCACUACAACGACGACUACAGAAUGGAAACCUGUAAUUGCUGUUGCGACAAAUUUAAAAAUUGGAAAAUCAAGUGUAUGUCUAUUGAUUUUGAUGAUAUUAUCAAACAUAUUUGCCUAA